AUGCAAAUAAGUUUGCGUUUUGAAUGGCUAAUUAGUGUUUGUAUUGUUAUAUAUUUACGAACAACAGCGCAUGCUUGGCACCGUCCAUUGACAUUUGCUCAGCAGUGGUAUUUCGAGACGGAUGUUGAUAGUUAUAUCGAAGAUGUGUCAUCAAUAUCAAAUCAAAAAAUCGAAAAUAUGAGAUUUUUAACAUCUUAUGACUCAUAUGCUGUAUACGGUGCCAGAGGAGAAUUAAUAUUAUUGAAACCACAUCUAAGUAAUGAGACGCGCGAAUAUUCAACGUAUAGUUGGCCUGUUGAGCAAACAGUUAUGAAUGAUUGUGUUCAAGAAUGGAAUACAAUUAAAUUUACUAACAAACAACAUAGAGAUCCCGAUACACCCAUGGAUUCUGAUGUAUCCUAUUCAAUGGUUAAUGUUGACAAUAAUCUUGUCACAGCAGGAUAUCACGGUGAUUUUAUUCCAACAAUUCGUUCAAAUGGCAAAACUUUAUUAUACACCAUACGUCAAAAUUCGCAUUUUGUUAAUGGUUUUGCGUACGACGGAAAAGCUGUUUUUGGUGUAAUUGAAACAUCAGAAAGAGCUGAAACGAAUCGUGUAUCUCGACUAGUAAUGGCAUGUUCAAAUCGUGCUGAAAUCGUUCGAAAAGCCACGUUGAAUUGUUCAGCAAACACACCCGAUUCAAAUAGAAUAUUUGUAUUUCAUAUUCUAAGUAAAUUAUGUUGCAAAUUGAAGCAUUCUCUCACUAUUCGAUUGAAUAAUACUCUUGUUUCAGCAUCAAUGAUUGAUCCCGUUCAAAUGAAAAAUGGUUCCUCGAUACUUUAUACAUCUUUUACUACAAACAAUUCAACAAUAACAGCAUCAGCCAUAUGUAUAUUUCUGUUAAAUCAAUUCUAUGAUGUAUUCACUGGUCCAUCAAUGAAAAGUAAUUUAAAUAGUGAAACAGUUGAGUUAAUCAAAAAUUGUAGUCAAUCCACAACAUCAACAAUAGAUCGUGAAACGGUUGAAUCACAAAAACAAUUUAUAUCUUAUCCAGUGCAACCGAUUGUUUUUCAAACAAUGGCUGAAUAUAUUUUUACACAAUUAACAGUGAUUGUGUUGAACGAAAAUCGACAUUGUAUUCUAAUUGGAACAUCUGAUGGACGUCUAUUUACAUUAUUUGUUGAACUAAAUUCAUUUAGAACAACAACAUUUGAAGAAUUAAUUUUGUCACAUAAUAUGCGAUAUGAAAUUAAAUCAUUAACAACUCAUAAAGCUUCUCAUUGUUCUUCUAAUAAUGCGAAAACAUUUUAUUAUGGAGCUAAUCACCCUAAUAAUACCAUUAAUAAAGAUGAUCGUUUAUCGAAUAAUCUUCUAUUUUAUAUAGUUUGUCCAAUGUCAGUUGUUAUCUUUGUUCUAUCAAUAUCAAUUAUUAUUCUAUUGACAAAAUCGACACAAAAUAAGCGUCGACGAAAAGCUAAAAAUGUAGCAAAAUCAAAAGUAUCAAAUUUCACAAGUAAUAAUGUUGUCUAUAGGAUAAGAAAGAAUAAUUCGGUCGAAAAUCAUAUUUUUACUAAAAGUACAAAACAACGAUCAAGUUCUGUUAAAAUAAAUCAUUCUAAUCACAGUAACAUGUUUUUAACAAAAUCUGAAAUUUGUGUCAACAAUACGAAACCGUUAGAAUCUAGUCAAAAUCAUCUUCAUAAUCAUUAUCUAUCAUCAUAUACUACGUCAAAUUUAUAUACAACGUCAACAACAAGUUUGCCGGAUAAUUAUGAUCAAUUAUCAUCUAAUAUUCCUUAUCGUUAUUUGUCCUACGUUAUCAAAGACGAUCAAGUUUUAUCGCCGCAGACAUUAUGUAGAAGUUACGUCUAA
This is a messenger RNA of Didymodactylos carnosus, 1851 nucleotides long. The record is from the annotation of a GenBank genome assembly. NCBI's taxonomy places the organism in Eukaryota, Metazoa, Rotifera, Eurotatoria, Philodinida, Philodinidae.